This is a messenger RNA of Penicillium malachiteum, 1275 nucleotides long. Its product is annotated as WD40 repeat domain-containing protein. Gene Ontology annotation, cellular component: nucleus; transcription repressor complex. The coding region runs from base 1 to 1275 and encodes 424 amino acids. Lineage: Eukaryota; Fungi; Ascomycota; Eurotiomycetes; Eurotiales; Aspergillaceae. The transcript has 3 exons. The record is from RefSeq and is a predicted model, not a curated record. Gene Ontology annotation, biological process: negative regulation of transcription by RNA polymerase II. Gene Ontology annotation, molecular function: protein binding.
AUGAAAUACUGGAACUCAAAUCUACAGACACUCGAGGGGCAUUCUGAUCGGGUCCGGUCUGUAGCCUUCUCCUCGGACGGCCAAACGGUGGCCUCUGGCUCGCAUGAUAAGACGGUCCGGUCUGUGGCCUUCUCCCCGGACGGCGAAACGGUGGCCUCUGGCUCGCAUGAUAAGACGGUCAAGCUGUGGGAUGCUCAGACGGGCAAGGAGCUACAGACCCUCGAAGGGCAUUCCAGACCCGUCGAGUCCGUGGCCUUCUCCCCGGACGGCGAAACGGUGGCCUCUGGCUCGCAUGAUAAGACGAUCAAGCUCUGGGAUGCUCAGACGGGCAAGGAGCUACAGACCCUUGAGGGGCACUCUCAAUGGGUCUUGUCUGUGGCCUUCUCUCCAGACGGCCAAACGGUGGCCUCUGGCUCGGAGGAUACUACAAUCAAGCUGUGGGAUGCUCAGACGGGCAAAGAGCUACAAACCCUCAAGGGGCACUCUGAUUGGGUCCGGUCUGUGGCCUUCUCCCCGGACGGCCAAACGGUGGCAUCUGGCUCGGAGGAUAGUACGAUCAAGCUGUGGGAUGCUCAUACGGGCAAGGAGCUACAGACCCUCGAGGGGCAUUCCAGACCCGUCGAGUCCGUGGCCUUCUCCCCGGAUGGCCAAACGGUGGCCUCUGGCUCGGAGGAUAGUACGAUCAAGCUGUGGGAUGCUCAGACGGGUAAGGAGCUACAGACUCUCGAAGGGCAUUCCAGACCCGUCGAGUCCACGAUCAAACUAUGGGAUGCUCAGACGGGCAAGGAGCUACAGACCCUCGAGGGGCAUUCCAGUUCCGUCGAGUCUGUGGCCUUCUCCCCGGAUGGCCAAACGGUCGCCUCUGGCUCGCGUGAUAAGACGAUCAAGCUGUGGGAUGCUCACACGGGUAAGGAGCUACAGACUCUCGAGGGGCACUCUGAUUGGGUCUGGUCUGUGGCAUUCUCCCCGGACGGCGAAACGGUGGCCUCUGGCUCGGCUGAUGAGACGAUCAAGCUGUGGGAUGCUCAGACGGGCAAGGAGCUACAGACAUUCGAGGGGCAUUGUGGUUCUGUCGCGUUCAUCUUCGGCCAACUUCCAAACCAGACUAGCCCUUAUGCCUCCAUCGCAAAUGGCUGGAUUACCUUUGCAAACAAAAAUACGAUAUGGCUUCCUGCUGAGUAUCGAACUAUGAGCUGCUUAGCUAUACAACAUAACAGGCUGGCUCUGGGUUACUCUACGGGGACAGUUAUAAUCAUAGGUUUUCGCCAUGAUUAG